This is a messenger RNA of Cydia strobilella, 2679 nucleotides long. RefSeq lists its product as uncharacterized. Bases 771 to 1502 code for a protein of 243 amino acids. NCBI's taxonomy places the organism in Eukaryota, Metazoa, Arthropoda, Insecta, Lepidoptera, Tortricidae. The record is from RefSeq and is a predicted model, not a curated record. The transcript is spliced from 8 exons.
UUUUCUAGCUUGCCGGGUAGUUUCUCUUAUUAGUCUGUGCUUGCCGGCUUGGAGCGUUUAGCUUGUUUUAUUUACUUUAAUCGAAAUAAUUACUACAAAAUUGAUCUAUAAAAGUGAGUUAAUCUUUAGCAGCAGUCACAGAAUCCUUUAAUCAAUAAAACAUAUGUCAAUGAGUUGCAGAUGUUAGCGGCCGAAGUAAAUAAUGACCGGACGAUUCUGGAUUACCUGAAUGAGUACUGCUGGCGCGCCGUGUUGCAGUACGUGCCCGCGCAGGACCUCGUACGGACAGAGCGCGCCAGCCGCCGGUGGCAGGCGGUGGUGCUGACCUACUUGCAAGGAGUCCAUAUAACCAUUGAGAAAUAUGAUUGGAAAAGGAAAAAAAACCCAUAUAACACCUGCACCUUAACACCAUCAAAUCAUAAAUAUAAAUAUAAGUCCUUUGAAAGUUGGACCAAGAAACUAGGCCUAUCAGUUACAUCCAUUUACUGCAACAGUUUGAAGAAUCUAGCAAUGAUCAAAGAAAACUGCCCCUACAUAGGAGCCCUUGAGUUGUUCCAUAUUGAAUGUACUGAAUCUGAACUGGGCCAGUACAAUCUACACGACAACUUCAAGUUCCUGCAGCGGGUGUCUUUCUAUGGGUGUUCUUUGGUAAAGCCUUAGAAAAAAUUGAAUUCCGCUACUGCCAUUAUUUGACUGGCCGUUGUUUCAGUAGUAUAAACACGACAAAUUUAAAAUCUCUUUUACUUCAAUCCUGUAAGAACUUGCAGUUCAUGGAAUAUUCAGCCGCUGAUCACCUCGGGAGUCUGACAGAGCUGAAAGUGACUCGAGGCAAGAUUGAGACAGGCUAUCAAGUUCAGUGUGAGUUGGAAAAGAUGGCUAAAUUGGAACGGUUGGAACUGCGGAGUGCAAACAUGCUCUUUUGUUUCCCUGAGAAAGUGGCCCAGCUGCCCAGGUUAGAGCACCUCGCUGUGUCAUUUAAACUGAAGCCUUGGGACUUGAAAAAGGUGCUGCGGGGCUGCGGGGCGCUGAGGUCUUUGGAGCUGUUGGACUGUAAUUACAAGUACGGGUUCGUAGAGGUGAUCAGUCAGCACGGCGGAGCGCUCACGGCGGUCAAGCUGGAUAUGUUCGUCGUGAAGGGCGAUGAUGUGCUGCAGCUCGUGCGUGGGUGCCCCAAGCUCGAGUUGUUGACCAUCGGAGGCGACACUGUGCUCACGCGGGAGCUCCAGGCGCGCGUGGCGGCGGAGCGCGCGGGGCGGGGGGCGCGCCCCCCAGCGGGGCGGGGGGCGUGCCCCCCAGCGGGGCGUGCCCCCCAGCGGGGCGCCUGCUGCUCCAGUAUUGCCGCCCCACUCUCCGGGACGUGUUGCAUUUUUUCUGUCAUAACGACAAAGAACGUAAGUUUGAGGACUCUGAGGAUUCUGACGAGGAGUUUCGAGUGGUUUAAGGGGGAAGGCGAGGAGAUUGAGUGGUCUGAGGAGGAAGGCGAGGAGGAUGAAUCAUUAUGAAGACCGAUACCACAGAUCACCUCGAAUGCAUACUAGAUGGUGUAAAACAACUCGCGGUCGCAUUCUAAGGGCGUCAUAUCGUCACCGAGUGACCACAAACCACAUACUUUAAAAAAAAUGAUUUAAAAAUAAAGGGCGUCCACGUCGCGUGCACGGCUGCACGGAGCGGGCGCACGCACGCGUGUGCGUGUGCGGGUAUUAUAAGUAAAUCCCAUCGCACGCGUCCGCGCCAGUUAGCAACGCUGACAACGCUCUCGUGCAACCGCGCCAACUAGCGGACGCCCUUACUGUAUCUGUCUACUAUUAUUUUUCUAUUUACUGUUCUGUUCUAUAUUACCUUUACUACUAAACCUCAUAAAGUUCAUUAGGCAUCAUCCAUUAAUUAGGUGCGUCAUACAAAAUUUCGAGUUUUUUGGACCCAGGUACUGUCACAUUUGGUAUGACCCCCCCUCCCCCUGUUGCUGUGACGUAAAUAUGUGGAUGACCCCUUAUAAGGUAGAGAGAACGUAUUUCUCAAUGAUUUUGCACUUUAUUUCUAUGUGGAAGGGUUCAUCUUUGCGUAAUUUCUGUAUACCCUAUAAUGCGGUGUAAUUGCCUAUGUGUCCAUGACUGAUAAGAGUGAUAAGUAUAAUAAUAAUAAGAAUAAAGUAGAUUGCCAAAUUUAAAAAUUUGCUGUGAUAGUUUAGUGACUGUUUAGCCAUAAAAUUGUUGUAAUUAAGAAAAUGUAUAGUGCGAUAUGAAAUUGUAAAAUAAGUGGCAACAUCGUAGUGUCGUCUAGUUUUCUUUAGAUUGAUUUGAAAGGGACGACACUACGAUGUUGCCACUUUUUAAUUUCUACAAUUUGUUGUCGCACUUAUAUGAGUAGGAGCAGAAAGAUUUCUUAUGAAGAAUAAUUAUGAAGACAAUUAUAACUUAUCGAAAAUAGUAUUGUAAGUAAAAUGUUAUUUUAGGUUAACUAGAACUUCUUAAGUCUGUUGCUAUACUGAAGACUGACCGUGGUGCCAUUAUAAUUAUUGUUCCCAUGUCUUUGUAAGUGUAGGUACCUGUGUGAUAUGAUUAAAUUGUUAUAAUACUUAUAAACCUAUUCCUGCCUAUUAUUGCCUAUUUCUGUGCCAUAUUUGUGUUCUGUGUUUUGUACAAUAAAGAGUUUAUACAUACAUACAUAAUUAAAGUUUCA